Molecule: messenger RNA, 3000 nt
Organism: Neohortaea acidophila
Lineage: Eukaryota; Fungi; Ascomycota; Dothideomycetes; Mycosphaerellales; Teratosphaeriaceae
Product: WD40-repeat-containing domain protein
Exons: 2
Coding region: 107-2764 (885 amino acids)
Biological process (GO): ribosomal small subunit assembly; maturation of SSU-rRNA from tricistronic rRNA transcript (SSU-rRNA, 5.8S rRNA, LSU-rRNA)
Cellular component (GO): small-subunit processome; Pwp2p-containing subcomplex of 90S preribosome
Molecular function (GO): protein binding
Source: RefSeq, a predicted model, not a curated record
UCUCGACAUCGACAGAUCUUGGAGCGGCUUACGAACGCCCAGCGACAACCAGCAGCUGGAAAGGAAUUCAAAAGACACUUGAUGAUUAUGGCGUAAACGGUUCAAGAUGAAGACGGAUUUCAAGUUCUCCAACCUGCUUGGAACGGUCUACCGCCAGGGGAACCUGGUCUAUACCUCCGAUGGAACUUGUCUAAUUUCACCCGUCGGAAACAGAGUCACGGUGUUUGACCUGGUCAACAACACAUCCCACACAUUGCCACUGGCCCAUCGGACAAAUGUUGCGCAGAUAGCUCUGCAUCCCCGGGGACAACUAUUACUCACGGUAGAUGAGCAAGGCCAUGCGAUUCUCAGUCACUUUACUCGACGGAUAGUACUGUACCACUUCUCGCUCAAAGCUCGGGUGAGCGCAUUGCUCUUCUCACCAUGUGGGAAGUUUUUCGCUGUCGCACUCGGCAGGAAGAUUGAGGUGUGGAAGACCCCUUCGACCCCGGGCUCAUCAGACUCUCCCGAAGGGAACGAAGGAGGCCUCGAGUUUGCUCCUUUCGUGCGCUACAGACAGUAUGUCGGACAUCAUGAUGAAGUUCAGAACAUCGAGUGGAGCAGCGAUUCUCGUUUCUUUCUAUCCGCAAGCAAGGACUUGACCGCGCGAAUAUGGAGCUUGGAUCCAGAGGUCGGCUUCACCCCCACUGUCCUAGCUGGACACAGGACGGCUGUAUAUGCCGCCUGGUUCAGCGAAGAUCAAGAAACCAUCUACACCGUCUCCAAGGAUGGUGCACUCUUCCAAUGGCAGUAUCUGCCCCCUGCCGGUGCCGAUCCGGAUAAUAUCUCCGCGGACGAUGAACGCUGGCGAAUAAACGAGCGAUACUACUUUUAUCAGUCACAAGAUCACGCGCACCUCACCACCGCCGCCUUCCACGCCGCCACCAAUCUAUUGGUGACGGGAUUCUCCAACGGCCUCUUCAUGAUACACGAGCUUCCCUCCUUCUCCGAAAUCCACAAAUUGUCCAUCUCCGCCUCUCAAAUCUCUACCGUGUCCAUCUCACCUGAUGGCUUGUGGCUCGCCUUCGGCGCAUCCACGCUCGGACAGCUCCUGGUGUGGGAAUGGCAAUCCGAAUCCUACAUCCUCAAACAACAAGGCCAUUUCGAUAAUCUCAACGCACUCACGUACAGUCCCAGCGGCGAUCGCAUCAUCACCACUUCCGACGACGGAAAAGUGAAAGUGUGGGAUGCGGCUUCGGGCUUCUGCAUCGUCACAUUCACCGAACACACCUCGGGCGUGACAGCCUGCGAAUUCGCAAAGAGAGGAAAUGUCCUCUUCACGGCUAGUUUGGACGGUAGCGUGAGAGCUUUCGACUUGAUCCGAUAUCGAUGCUUCCGCACCUUCACCGCAACCAAACGAUUAUCCUUCUCGUCCAUCGCGGUAGAUCCUUCCGGCGAGGUCGUGGCAGCUGGAAGUCUGGAUGACUUCGACAUCCACCUCUGGUCCGUGCAGACGGGACAAUUACUCGACCAGCUAGCAGGACACGAGGGACCGGUGUCGAGCCUCGCUUUCGCUCCAAAUGGCACGAGUCUGGUGUCUGGAUCUUGGGAUCGCACGGUCAGGAUUUGGUCGGUGUUUGCACGCACGCAGACUUCAGAGCCCCUUCAACUGCAAGCAGAUGUGCUUUCCCUGGCUGUCAGACCGGACAGCAAACAAAUCACCGUUUCGACUCUUGACGGACAGCUUACGUUUUGGUCCGUGAGCGAAGGCACUCAAGAGUCUGGCAUGGAUGGGCGAAGAGACGUGAGCGGCGGCCGGAAGAUCUCCGAUCGGAGGACCGCUGCGAACGUAGCGGGCACGAAGAGCUUCAACACUCUGACCUACAGCGCCGACGGCAGUGUUGUGCUCGCUGCGGGGCUGUCAAAGUACAUCUGCCUGUACGCGGUGGAGACCGGCGUCCUGCUACAGAAGUACACAGUCUCCGUCAAUCUGUCUCUGGAAGGCACGCAAGAGUUCUUGAACUCCCGCAUGCUGACCGAGGGCGGGCCUCAAGGUCUCCUCGACGAACAAGGAGAAGCAUCCGAUUUGGAAGAUCGCAUCGACAAGUCUCUUCCUGGAUCCAAACGAGGGGACGCAGCGCAACGCAAAACCGCACCAGAAGUCCGAGUGGCCGGCGUCGCCUUUUCCCCCACUGGCCGCGCUUUCUGCGCCGCAUCCACAGAAGGCUUGCUCAUCUACAGCCUGGACGCAGGCGUGCAAUUCGACCCCUUCGACCUCGACAUCGACGUCACGGCCGAAAGCACCCUUGACGCCCUCGCGCAGCACGAAUACCUCAAAGCAUUAGUCAUGUCCUUCCGCCUCGACUCGCCCAAACUCACCACGCACAUCUACCGCUCCAUCCCCGUCUCGGACAUCCGGCUUGUAGUCCGCGACGUGCCGGAGGUAUAUCUCGAGCGACUGAUUGGGCACGUGGCGAAGGAAGCAGACACGAGUCCGCGGAUGGAGUUGAAUUUGCUUUGGACGGAAUGUUUGCUGAAGGUGCAUGGGAGGGUGCUGAAGGAGAGGCAGCGGGAUUUUGCGGAGGUGGUGAGGUUGUUGCAGCGGGCGGUGGGCAGGAUGCAGGGGGAGAUUAUGAAGUUGGCGGAUUCGAACGCGCAUGCUGUGGAGUUUUUGCUUGCACAGUCGAGGACGGGGAGCCAUGGCGGAGGAGAGUCGAGAUUAAUGUCAGGGGUAGAGGAAAGGAAAGAGGAUGGGGAGGACGGGCAGUGGAUUGGGUUGGAUUGAGAGCUCGCCCGAUCGCGUAGGAGAUACCCUGCUAGCUGGAUGGCCUUUAUCAUGUGCCCAAGGUAGACGACAGGGACCCCAGCGACUACCAUUAUCAGCGAGGUUUCCCAGCCCAGCCUCGCCACGAUGAAGAUAUCAGGAUGACUGGCGUGCAUGCGUAGACUUGGCUUGAGUGAUGGUGGCAAGAGACUAGGAUCAUCUCUCCAUCGCUACAUUACAUGUACACAUGGUCAAGG